AUCUGUACUCCAUAUUUUUUAGUAUAACCCAAGAACACGUGUAUUGUGACGUGGAAUGUUGCCUCGUCCCUCUCUACAUCCUGCAAAAAGCCCACACUUCUUCCCUCCCUCGUUUUAGAGAGAGAAACAAAAUGCAGCAGAUUUUCAUAUAACUCAGAUGUGGAUCAGAGGAGAAGGACAACAAAUCAAACAAUCUGUACCUUUUCUUUUUCCUUUUUUCUUUCCCCCUUUUCGCUUUAAAUCGAGAUCAUAGAUUUAUAAAGUGAUAACUGGUUGGUUUGGGGGGAGUAAUUGAAGUUGGAAUAAACACGAUCCAAAUUCUUACCCGAUUCCAAUUUGAAACACACGUAUUAGAUAAUUCAAGAGAUAAACUUGAUAUGAAUAUAGAUCGAGUAAUACCACGUUCUAACCCUAGGAGACGUAAGUUUUCCCCUAUGUAUUUUCAUGAUCUUAUUGUUUAUUCAUAUGAUCGCUUCAUCUGCAGCCGACUCAUCAAGUAUUUAACAAAACAAAUCUUAUAGAUAGCUCUGAUCAUUGAAAGGUCAACAUCAUCUUGGAAUCUUAAGGUGUUUGUUUGACCAUGGCGAACUCUGAAGAAGCAAAGAAUUGUAAGCCUGAAGUAACAUCUUCUUCACCUCCUCAAGAGCAGCAGCAGCAGCAGCAGCAACAGACCAGUCAUGUGUAUCCUGAUUGGGGAGCCAUGCAGGCUUACUAUGGCCCAAGAAUGGCUAUCCCACCUUACUUCAACUCAACUGCUGCAUCUGGUCAUACACCUCCACCUUACAUGUGGGGCCCACUACAGCAUAUGAUGCCACCUUAUGCUGCAAUCUAUCCACAAGGUGUUUAUGCACAUCCAGGAGUUACUGUUGCUGCAAGUCCUAUGCAUGUUGACUCUCUUGCCAAGUCAUCAGGGAAUUCAGAUCGAGGAUUGAUUAAGAAAUUGAAAGGAUUUGAUGGGUUAGCAAUGUCAAUAGGGAAUGAAAAUGGAAUCUCUCACAGUGGGGAGACUGAAGGUUCUAGUGAAGGAAGUGAUGGAAAUACAACAGAGGGAGCUAAAAGUGGUCAGAAAAGAAGCUGUGGUGGAUCAUCUACAAGUUCUGAAAUUGGCAAGACUGAUGACCAACUUCCUUCCACCAAUGGAAAUGGAAGCUUAAAGAAAGUGAAAACUAUUACUGUUGCUACACCUAAUGUUACCAUGUUUCAGAAUGAGAGAGAAUUGAAAAGGGAGAGAAGAAAACAGUCUAACCGUGAAUCCGCCAGGAGGUCUCGCUUAAGGAAACAGGCUGAAGCUGAAGAACUUGGAACAAGAGUUGAAUCUCUCACCAGUGAAAAUUUGACACUCAAAUCCGAGAUUAACCGAUUAACUGUUAAUUCAUCAAAUCUGAAGCUUCAAAAUGCUAAAUUAAUGGAAAAACUCAAAAAGUCACAAAUCGAACAAGACACAGAAGACCCAAGGCCAGACAAAAAGGGUUUGUCUCUCAGCACUGCUAACCUUCUUUCCAAAGUCGAUACUGCUUCUGAUACUGGUAUUGAUACUGAUACUGGUGGUACUGGUGCAACGUUGCGUCAGCUUUUGGGUGCUAGUCCUAGGGCUGACGCGGUUGCGGCUGGAUAACCCACAAAAGAUUAUAAUUAAUGUCUUUUGUGUUUUUAAUUUUUAAAAGUUAAUUGUGUAAUUUGGGUGUAUUUAUGUGAUGGAGUUAGUUCUAACGGUUAAGUAGAGAGAAUUAAUGUUAUUAUCUUAAACAGGAAGUGUGAGUGGGUUUUAGAAAUUUGUGAAGCAAACUGAAACGUGAUUUUAGUUUUCAGAGUUUGCUUGGAAGUUGUAAUUAAUUACCUGAUAUUAAUCGAUAUACAUGGUUUGUGUAAUGUAUAAGAUAUGUUGGUUGAAUGGUUUAGGAAAUUACCAAAAACAAGAAUUUUUACUUAAUAUGGAC
Lactuca saligna is the source of this 1937-nucleotide messenger RNA. Lineage: Eukaryota; Viridiplantae; Streptophyta; Magnoliopsida; Asterales; Asteraceae. The record is from the annotation of a GenBank genome assembly.